Molecule: messenger RNA, 1131 nt
Organism: Cucurbita maxima (winter squash)
Lineage: Eukaryota; Viridiplantae; Streptophyta; Magnoliopsida; Cucurbitales; Cucurbitaceae
Product: probable transcription factor KAN2
Exons: 3
Coding region: 249-899 (216 amino acids)
Biological process (GO): abaxial cell fate specification; regulation of DNA-templated transcription
Cellular component (GO): nucleus
Molecular function (GO): transcription cis-regulatory region binding
Source: RefSeq, a predicted model, not a curated record
UAGUACUUUCGUAGUAUAGUUUUCAUAUCAGACUUACCAUUCACAAGCAAAGUGAAGAAAAAAGAGAAGAGUAAUUGUCGUAUUCUUAAUCGAAUAAUUCAGUAUCAGAUCUUACCUCAUUCAUAAAUAAUUGAAUCUGACCGACAACGAAUGAAAUGGAAAUAGUAUCCUUUGAAAAUUCCCUCCAAUUUAAUACCCUAUUCUGAUCAUUCCCCAUUGGAGAGCCCUUCCCUUUCUUUACUUUCUGCAUGAACUUCUUUCCACAACAAACCUUAAAGAUGCCCAAUACUCAGUCUUCUUCUUCUUCUUCUUCUUCUUCUUUUCUUGAUCUUUCUCUCCAAAUUAGUCCUCCCAAUAAUUCAACCUUCCCUACCUCUAUUGAAGCCUCCAAUGGAGUUCUUGGGGCUCAUAAAUUCAAUCAUUUAACUAAUGGGGUUUGGCUUUUGGAUCAUCAUCUUCCACCUUCUGAAGAUCAUCAUGGCCUCUUCAACCAAAUUUAUGGCUUCCCAAUUCAUCCCAAUAAUCCUUCAUCUUUCUCUUGGAAACACUCCAAACAAAUGCCUUCUUCUUCUUCUUCAAUCUUGUACUCGAACAUCUCUAGCUUCCGGUACCAGCUGAACGCUGGCCGGUCGUCGACGGGGGCGAGAGGACGAGGCGUGAGGGCGCCGAGGAUGCGGUGGACGAGGACCCUCCAUGCUCAGUUUGUUCAUGCUGUUGAGCUUCUUGGCGGCCAUGAAAGAGCUACGCCUAAAUCAGUUCUAGAGCUCAUGGAUGUGAAGGAUCUAACAUUGGCUCACGUCAAAAGCCAUUUACAGAUGUUUCGCGCUCAUAAAACGACCCCCAAGCUUCCAGCUUCUCCACGUAAUUCCUCAUCUACCUCAUUCGAGAUUUAUUUAUAGGUCUAAAAGUUUAAGCUGAUAGAGUUAUAAUGUGUUUAAAGGCUAGUCGGAGAGUAGCUACUCUCUCGAGGAUGAUAUGUGUCCUUAGCUUCAAUGGAGAAUGCCACGGUAGAUGGAAACCUAUGACUCCUUUCGACUCGAGGGGACAUGGGCUAUGGAUGCUCUAAGAGUCCACUUUGCUCUAUGAAUUUUACAAGGUGAAUUAUUAUGUUUCAAUGUUGAUUAGCUUGGG